CGAAAAGAAAAACGUUUCCUCCCCCACAAAAGUAGUGGACUGAGCCUUUAAAAAUAGGCGUCUGUAGCGCGGGUAACUCUCCUCUUUGAAGAAAACAAUUUGCAGCACCCACAAACUACUUCCAGUGGCUAUGGACUCGACUGUUUCUCCUGGUUUCAAUAUACUGUUAUUAAAAAGAGAAAGUAGAAGUGUCUAGUAGCUAGAGAACCUGUUCAGAACAGGGGUUGUCUUACAACGACAUAGACAGGGCUCUAUACUCCAGAACUAAAACCCUCCCCUGUACACCGGAGGCACCACAACACCAGCGCAGCGAAAAUACACAAGGUGUUUUUGGACAGUUCAAGGGACGCAGAAACGCUCAACAGUGAAAGAUGAAGAUGCUGUGGUAUCUGUCUGCUCUGCAGCUGUUCCUGGCUCCAGCUCUCCUGCUACCCAAUGGGGACUACUGGGAGGAAUGGAGUCCCUAUGGAGAAUGUAGUCGGAGCUGUGGGAGUGGGGUUACCAGGAGAACCAGGAGAUGUGUCAGCCAGAGGACUGACGGAGGGAAUAACUGUGUGGGACCAGACAAGUCCUACAGCUCCUGUAAUAUCCAGGAUUGCCCAGAGGGAUCUCGGGACUUCAGAGAGGAGCAGUGUUCUCAGUUUGAUGGAUCUGACUUCCAGGGAAAACGAUACAAAUGGCUCCCAUACUAUGGAGCUGACAACCUGUGUGAGCUGAACUGUAUGCCCAGAGGAGAGAACUUCUUCUACCGCCACAGGACAGCUGUGGCCGACGGCACGCCCUGCCACCCCGGGAGGAAGGAUGUCUGUGUUGAUGGAGUCUGUAAGCGUCUGGGCUGUGACAACAUGCUGGAAUCCCCCCAGCAGGAGGACCCCUGUCUGCAGUGUGGGGGCAACGGACAGUCCUGCUACCCCGUCAGGAGCACCUUCAGCAUGACCAACCUGCCCAAAGGCUAUAACCAGGUGUUUAUCAUCCCUGUGGGAGCCACCUCCAUCCAGAUCAGAGAGACUGUUGCCACUCGUAAUUACCUGGCCGUUAAGAACCUGCGUGGUGAGUACUACCUGAACGGCCACUGGGUGAUUGAGUUCUCUAGGACCACUCCAGUAGCUGGCACCAUGCUAUACUACCAGAGAGGGGCUGAGGGAGAGAUGACUCCUGAGACCAUCAUCGGUCGUGGACCCACCACCGAGCCGCUGGUUAUAGAGUUGAUCAUCCAGGAACAUAAUCAGGGAGUAGAGUACGAGUACUACCUCCCUAACGGUCGGUCCAGAGAGGGAUACUACUGGAGCUUCGGCUCCUGGUCUACCUGCAGCAGAGAGUGUGGAUCAGGCUACCAGUCCCGUCUGGUGUUCUGUGCCAUCGAUAACGAGGCCUACCCAGACUACCUGUGCACCGCCCUGCCACGCCCCCUCACCAACCGCACCUGCAACCCUCAGACGUGCCCUCAGACCCGUCGGAUGGCGUAUCUGUAUCAGCCAAAUGCGUGGACGCCCUCUGAAAGCCCCAGAACAUAUGUGUACAGCUGGACAACAGGUGAGUGGAACGCAUGCUCAGUGUCGUGCGGCGGUGGUUCCCAGGUGCGCAGCGUGCAGUGUGUCUCCCAUGAUGCAUCGGGGCCCCGCGUGGUGGAGGACGGCGUCUGUGCAGCCUACACUCCAGCCCCGCCCACCCUGCAGACCUGUAGCAUGCAGCUGUGUGCCUCCUGGAGGGCCUCUGCCUGGAGCCUGUGUUCAGUAACAUGUGGGACAGGGGAUCAAUCCAGAGAGGUGAUGUGUGUAGGAGAAGCAUCAGUCCAGCUAGCAGACACCUCCUGCUCCGCCUCACUCCGCCCUGUAGCCGCCCAGCCCUGCUCCAUGCCCGCAUGCCUACUGGCUGUCAGCUGGCACGUUGGAGACUGGGGACUGUGCUCUAAGAGCUGUGAGUCAGGUCUGCGUGAGCGCCAGGUGAUGUGUUCUGACAGAGAGAGGAACCUGUACCCAGUGGAACGUUGUAACUAUGUCCCCAAACCCCUCACAUUGGAGACCUGCAACACACAGCCCUGCUACCACCCACAAGCGACCCCCAGUAUGCAGGAUCCCAGAGGACAUGACAACACACAGUAUGGUUUCACUCCCUACAUGCCAGACCACGCCACAGUCCACAGACCAGACAGUGUUGACCCCCAGACCAGCACAGUGUACCACCCUCACGGCUUCGGGCCGGCCCAACACUGUAGCCAGUCCUACUACGGCUGCUGCCCAGACGGCGCCACGGCAGCUGGGGGGGCAGGGGGUCUAGGCUGCCCACAGGUGUCCCGCUGGGCUCCACGCCCCGAGCAGGCUUUCUGCACAACCACCAGGUAUGGAUGUUGCAGGGAUGGUGUGACCGUAUCACAGAGGCCCAACAGGGAAGACUGUCUGGAAUAUGUUCCUCAAGCUCCUCCUCCAGCUGAGAACAGUAUCCAGUGUCGCCUGACCACCUACGGGUGCUGUUUCGACCGUAUGUUCGUAGCCGCAGGUCCCAAUGGAGAGGGCUGCCCCAACCCACCAUACAACGUUCCCAGAACCACCUGUUCUCUGCCCAAGGCGGCCGGCUCCUGCAGUGGCUGGACGGGACGAUACUUCUACGACGUCACCGCCUCCAGGUGCUCCCACUUCUGGUACGGCGGCUGCCACGGCAACAACAACAACUUCCUGACGAUUGCCGAGUGCCAAAGGACGUGCCCCGGUGCCCAGGUCAACCAGAUGAGCCAACCCAGUAGCCAAUCAAUCCAGACGAUUCAGCUGAGUCAACCCAGUCAGCCGGGAACAGGUCAGGACAUGAGCAAGGUCUUGACGGUGCAGCGCGGCAGCUCAAGGGGCUCAACCGGCGGGCGCCAGGGGACUAGCGCUGCCGACCACGCCCACCGGGCCAGAGUCCAUGUCCGCCGCCCCGCCCCCUACGGCGUCCUGCACGAGGUAGCGAGAUAAGAACCCGAGGACCGUCCAGGGGCGUCUAGCCAUGCCCACCCCUGCUGCCUCCGCCCGCUGCCCCGCCCGCGCGCUGCCCCGCCCCCAGCCAGCCGCCUGGCUAGGUGACGCUUCAACCCUGAGAAGGAAGCUGAGAUGAGCCAGUGAGAAACAAAGAAGCUUAACAACAUCCCACAGACCAAAGACAGACUUACACACACACACGCACGCACGCACACACACACAAACACAUGUUAACAGGAUGUAUACAGUGAGCUCUAAAAGUAUUGGCACAUUUGUUGUUGUUUUGGCUCUGUACUCCAGCACUUUGGAUUUAAAACGAUACAAUGACUAUGAGGCACAAAUAUCAUAACCCCCCCUUGUAAUGGUGAGAGGUUAGCAUGUCAUAGGGGUAUGAUAUGAAAUGCUAACCUCCCCUGUUAUUGUAAUGGGGAGAGAUUAGCAUGUUUUAGGGGUAUGAUAUGAAAUGCUAACCUCCCCUGUUAUUGUAAUGGUGAGAGGUUAGCAUGUCGUAGGGGUAUGAUAUGAAGUGCUAGCCUCCCCUGUUAUUGUAAUGGUGAGAGGUUAGCAUGUCGUAGGGGUAUGAUAUGAAAUGCUAACCUCCCCUGUUAUUGUAAUGGUGAGAGGUUAGCAUAUGGUAGGGGUAUGAUAUGAAAUGCUUUACGAGGUUAGCGAGGUUAGCAUUUCAUAUCAUACCCCUACGACAUGCUAUGAUAUUUGUGCCUCAUAGUCAUUGUAUCGUUUCAAAUCCAAAGUGCUGGAGUACAGAGCCAAAACAACAACACAUGUUUCACUGUCCCAAUACUUUUAGAGCUCACACACACACACACACACACACACACACACACACACGCAAAUACUGUAUAUAUCAAGCCCACUAUCGCCACACUGCGCUACCACAGAUACCUCUCUCACACAGCGACACACAUGCUUGACCUAUAGCUUUUAUAACUUUUCAUCUUGACUAUAAUCCCAGAUGGUGUUUACCUGACAGCGGCCAUAUUGGACAGUGCCAUCUAUACCUCUGUUGUCCCAGAGAUGAAUCAUAUUUUACUGUCCAUGUUAUCGGUCAUCGCCACGUCUGUGUGACUUUCUGGUGUCAUUCAAUAAAACUGAUAUGUCAUUCAAUUAAAAAAA
This is a messenger RNA of Oncorhynchus mykiss (rainbow trout), 4085 nucleotides long. RefSeq names its product papilin. Lineage: Eukaryota; Metazoa; Chordata; Actinopteri; Salmoniformes; Salmonidae. Gene Ontology annotation, biological process: proteolysis; extracellular matrix organization. Gene Ontology annotation, cellular component: extracellular matrix. The record is from RefSeq and is a predicted model, not a curated record. Gene Ontology annotation, molecular function: serine-type endopeptidase inhibitor activity; metalloendopeptidase activity.